AUGCGUACAUGGCCCUUCUACUGGACCAAGUACUUUAUGAUGUUGGGCGUGGAUUUGCAAGCCCUGCAGUCGAAGAUUUCUGUACCUCGUCUUGUGGGUCUCUCGCUGACAUAUGUGCUCAACAUCACCCAAAUCCAGACCUGGAUGGUGCGUAAUUCUACUGACGUCGAAUACAAUAUCGUGGCCGUUGAGCGUCUUCAGGAAUACGUCGAUCUCAAGCCUGAUGUAUCAGAGAUGAAUCCCAACAACCGUCCACACAGGAAUGGCCAGCUCAGGGGCGCGUCGAGUUCGUCGACUACGAGACCAGAUAUCGCCCAGGACUCGAUCUUGUCCUACACGGCGUUAACUGCUCAAUCGACUCUCACGAGAAGAUCGGCAUCUGCAGUUGAACAGGAGUAG
Molecule: messenger RNA, 399 nt
Organism: Gamsiella multidivaricata
Lineage: Eukaryota; Fungi; Mortierellomycota; Mortierellomycetes; Mortierellales; Mortierellaceae
Exons: 2
Coding region: 1-399 (132 amino acids)
Cellular component (GO): membrane
Molecular function (GO): ATP binding
Source: RefSeq, a predicted model, not a curated record